GAAAUUUUUGAACGUCAAAGUUUAUACUAUAUACAGUGUAUAACUCGAUAUAAACAAUCAAAAUAAAUACAACUCUUCCUUCUUCACUGUUCUUAAUAAACUUCUAAUUGUUAUGUGGCUAAAGUGUUAGAUGACGUUAUAAAAUGCCAUCUAAUGUUUCAAUAACACCUUGAAUGGAACGAAUUAAUUUAUCUUUACGCGGAAUAUAUUAAUAAAUUAAUAAUAUAUUAAAUGCAAGAAAAUUUUCAUAUAAUAUGGACAAAUUUUCUAAUACAUCGCAAAUUGAAGAAUCCUUAGAUAUUGCUACUAAAGAUUGGAAUCGAAUUACGAGUGCUGCUAAAAAGGCUGGAUAUAGAGAAGGAAUAGAAAAUGGCGCAGAUUCUGUGUUUCAAGAAGGCUUUGAUAAAGGAUACGAAGAAGCAUUUAAAACUGCUUUCAUUCUAGGAAAAUUUAAAAGUUUAUUAAAUACGCAGGAUACAGAGUAUCCUUCGAGUAUAAACAAAAUUCUUGAUAAAACUAGAAGAGGAGCAUGUUACAUAUGUGAGAUGGAAUCUCAGAAUAAAAAUGAUGAUACACAGAAACCAUUUCCACAAAUUAUUAAUGAACAAAGAACACAUUCCAUGAAAGUAAUUGAAACAUUAUGUCAAUAUUUUCAACCACAUAUGAAAGAGUUGAAUAUUACCGAAUCAGAUAUAUUAGGAAUAUUAAAUCAGAUUUCACAACCAUCCAAUGAUAAUUAGUAGGCAAUUAAAACAUUCUGUUUUGUUUAUUUUUAUUAGCAUGUAUAACAUUGUAUGCUUGAACCAGAAGUAAAGAAUACUUAAUUAUAA
This is a messenger RNA of Hylaeus volcanicus, 830 nucleotides long. RefSeq lists its product as uncharacterized. The coding region runs from base 255 to 740 and encodes 161 amino acids. The transcript is spliced from 3 exons. NCBI's taxonomy places the organism in Eukaryota, Metazoa, Arthropoda, Insecta, Hymenoptera, Colletidae. The record is from RefSeq and is a predicted model, not a curated record.